Molecule: messenger RNA, 603 nt
Organism: Penicillium bovifimosum
Lineage: Eukaryota; Fungi; Ascomycota; Eurotiomycetes; Eurotiales; Aspergillaceae
Exons: 1
Coding region: 1-603 (200 amino acids)
Source: RefSeq, a predicted model, not a curated record
AUGAAAAGCAGGGCAAGCACCGCCGAACGGUCAACUGAGGCCGCCAACGAGUCGAAUCCGAAUGGCUUUGUCACUAAACGCAAGAUUGACGGCGAGCGACGGUCCAUCCGCCACUAUAGCGACGGCCGAGUAUCAGAGCGCAGUGCAAGUGUCGAACCUGCCCCCCGAACAAGAGCUAGCACGAGAGCCAGCACGAGAAACAGCUCAAGGAGCUGUUCUAGAAACGACACAUGCAACACCACAAGAGCCAGCAGCCACAUGGGGCCUUUCAUCUCGCGCCGUUCGAGCUUUGCCGAUCGUCCGCCUUCAGCUUUUCAGUCCAAGCUCUCUGACCUGGCUGCUGAGAUUUCUGCCGAGGUAGCCAGGUUCUCUGCUGAUAAGCCGGGCUCUGCAUCGGCAGAGAGACUCCGGACGACAUGGAGCAAUGUAAGGAGUGGGAAGGCCACUCCAAAGAAUACCAUCCAUUCAUCUGGUGCCAGUGUGGCUAGCUCGAAUUGCAGCACCAGGACAGGGGGGUCUGUUCUUGAUAGGAUAGCGGAUAUCGAAGAUCGAGUGAGGAGGCAGAAUGUAUGGCUCAAGCCUGUACUGGAGGGAGACGAGUAG